CUACAGCAGGCCAUGGAGUAUGAUGAGGAGGUUAUUUUUUCCUGAUUAUAAUUACACAAAAAAACCAACUUUACACUCACAACUCAGCUGUACAACUAAGUGAGCAAACAACAGAAGAGAGCUGUAGAGUAGAGUGCAGUGUCUUACUUGUAAUCAAUGGGUGACCAGGAUCUGUUCAGGGGAAAGAAACAAGUAUGGAAAAUUGAUGGAAACUGGCAUCUGGACAAGCAGUUCAUUCGUGUGUGUAAAUGUGAGUCCACAGGCACCGUCCUGGACCCUUACCACUGUACUCGGUGUACAGACACCUUUGCUUCCUACCUGGAUUACCUGUCUCACACCUGUACACCUCAGAGACUGUACCAGUGCUGCUCCUGUAGACACCUGUAUGGGACUGAGGAGGAGUUUGACUCUCAUGACUGUAGACCGUGUCGAUAUCCAUCUGACAGUGUAGACGAUUACGCAUACUCAGACACUUCCAUUGGGGGAGAAAUUGACUUGCCUUUAGAAACAAUGAAGCACACAAACUCCCCAGGCAUUUUCAGUGCCUCAGCCCAAGAAAAUAGUGAUGGACUUCUACAAAAAAUAAAGAAAGAGGAGAUUGAUAGUGAUGCAGACAGCUCACAGACUGAAGAAAUGGAAGGAGAUACAGAUAAUGGUAACAUGACUGACCUCCAUGAUAAUGAGGGGGGUCUACAUGCAAUGGGUCUAGAGAGUGCUUCACAUUCUCAAGAUCAUCAGGCGACAAGUGCUUCAAACGGUGACAUCGCUACUGAAUCUCAAGAACAAGCCCUGCAGGAAGCAGGGGUUCUUCAAGAUAAGAAUAAAAGAAGACAAGAGUUUUCACCGGCAAUGUAG
This is a messenger RNA of Saccostrea cuccullata (small rock oyster), 855 nucleotides long. RefSeq lists its product as uncharacterized. Bases 157 to 855 code for a protein of 232 amino acids. The transcript has 3 exons. The record is from RefSeq and is a predicted model, not a curated record. Lineage: Eukaryota; Metazoa; Mollusca; Bivalvia; Ostreida; Ostreidae.